CAUUGUCUGCCGAUCACUGUCAAACAAUAAAACAAAAACACGUGCGUGCAUCAAGAUUGAACAUCAGAAUAUUUAACUGCAAGCGAUCAAAGAAGUUAAUAAUAUUUUGUUGACUUGAAGCCAUCAAAUAUCCGUAAAAUGUAUUUAAUGUACACCUUGAAUGAAAAUGGGGAACGAGUCUACACCUUAAAGAAAAAUGAUGCCGAUGGUAAUCCCACCCAAUCCGCGCAUCCUGCGCGUUUCUCACCGGAAGAUAAAUACUCUCGCCAUCGUAUAAUCAUCAAGAAACGAUUUGGUUUGCUACUAACUCAACGACCCGAACCAGUUUAUUAGAUAAAAUGUAAAUUAGAUUUGAAUAAAAAAGAUGAUCAAAAUAUAUUAUUUCCUGUA
Molecule: messenger RNA, 390 nt
Organism: Armigeres subalbatus
Lineage: Eukaryota; Metazoa; Arthropoda; Insecta; Diptera; Culicidae
Product: H/ACA ribonucleoprotein complex subunit 3-like
Exons: 2
Coding region: 139-333 (64 amino acids)
Biological process (GO): rRNA pseudouridine synthesis; snRNA pseudouridine synthesis; ribosome biogenesis
Cellular component (GO): box H/ACA snoRNP complex
Molecular function (GO): snoRNA binding; telomerase RNA binding
Source: RefSeq, a predicted model, not a curated record